GAAAAAGAAAAAAAAUGUUGAGCUAAAACUAAGCAUCUUUUGUGAGGCAGAAAAGUUCAGAAACCCCAAACCACACGGAGUCCUCUUUUCUGUGUCUGAGAGUGUCUCCUCUCUUCUUCACACUGUAGAUCUCUUGCGGGUCUGUCAGACCCAAAUCUUACACACCAAACUCCCCCACCCCCAACAAAACAAAACCACAAAUAAUAAAGAAAAAAAAAAAAAACGCCCAAAAGAAAAGAAGAAAACUUGGAAGAUAAUGCAAGGAUCUGUAGCUGAAGCAGAGCAAGAGGGUGAGGAAGUAAAGCUCAAUCCCCUCUUCGACAAUGGCAACUUCUAAGCUUACCCUUCUGAUCAUCAUCCUCUCUGUUUUCCUUUCCCCUGUCUCACAAGCUGAAUCUCCGCCAUUACUGCCAAAAAUCAAGCAGCUGCAAAAAGCGCAGAAUCAAGACGCUCAACCCUUUGUGGGAGUGAACAUUGGCAGCGAUGUCUCCAAUCUAGUAUCGCCAUCAGCUUUAGUUUCUUUCCUUCAAGUUCAGAAGAUCUCCCAUAUCCGAAUCUACGAUGCAGACCCCGACCUUCUCAAAGCUCUGGCUCGCACGAAGAUCCGCGUCAUCGUCAGCGUGCCCAACAACCAGCUCCUUGCCAUUGGCUCCUCCAACACCACGGCGGCGGCUUGGAUCGGAAAAAAUGUCGUCGCUUUCUACCCCGAGACCCUCAUCACAGCCAUUGCGGUAGGCGACGAGGUUUUGACCACAGUGCCCUCCUCUGCCCCUCUUCUUCUCCCAGCCAUUGAGGGACUCUACAGCGCAUUAGUGGCAGCAAACCUUCACACCCAGAUCAAGAUUUCGACCCCACACGCCGCCUCAAUAGUUCUUGAUCCUUUCCCACCUUCUCAAGCUUUCUUUAACCAAAGCUUGAGCUUUGUUGUCCUUCCUCUGCUUCAGUUCCUUUCGAGAACUGGGUCCCCUUUGAUGAUGAACCUUUAUCCCUACUAUGUCUUUAUGCAGAACAAAGGCGUGGUUCCUUUAGACAACUCUUUGUUCAAGCCAUUGACACCCUCUAAAGAAAUGGUUGAUCCCAACACUCUGCUCCACUACACCAACGUGCUCGAUGCUAUGAUCGACGCCGCCUAUUUCUCAAUGAAGAACUUCAAUGUCACCGACGUUCCGCUCCUCGUCACCGAGAGUGGCUGGCCUUCAAAGGGUGACUCCAAAGAGCCGUACGCCACGGUUGACAAUGCGGAUACGUAUAAUUCGAACCUGAUCAAGCAUAUUCUUGACCGCAGCGGCACCCCUUUGCGACCGGAGAUCACGUCCAGCGUGUACAUAUACGAGCUCUUCAACGAGGACCUGAGGUCUCCGCCGGUUUCGGAGGCGAAUUGGGGGUUGUUUUACGGGAAUUCGACGCCGGUGUACUUGCUUCAUGUUUCGGGAAGUGGGACUUUUCUGGCCAACGAUACGACGAACCAGACGUAUUGUGUGGUCAUGGAUGGGGUGGACUCCAAGACAUUGCAGGCGGCGUUGGAUUGGGCGUGCGGUCCCGGAAGGGCCAAUUGCUCGGAGAUUCAGCCGGGGGAGAAUUGUUAUCAGCCUAAUAAUGUGAAGAACCACGCUUCUUAUGCGUUUGAUAGCUAUUACCAGAAGGAAGGGAAGGCUGCCGGGUCCUGUGACUUCAAGGGUGUGGCUAUGAUCACCACCACUGACCCUAGUCACGGGGGCUGUAUAUAUCCUGGAAGUAAGAUGGUAACCAAUAAGACAAGACAGGUAGUGAACUCGACAGUAACAAGCGGUGCAGCCGACAGUGUAAGAUUCAUGGUCACCUUGGGCAGCUGCAGAAUAAGUGCAAUCAACAAGGGGUUACACGUUUUGGUAGUUAUAGCUUUCAAUAUUUUGUUGUUCAUUUCUUUUAUGGCUCCAUGGUGAGGUAAAAAAUAGAACAAUUUUUUGAAAUGUAAUUUAGUUUGUAAUAAUCUUUCUUAUGAUCUGGUGCUA
This is a messenger RNA of Corylus avellana, 1991 nucleotides long. Its product is annotated as O-Glycosyl hydrolases family 17 protein. Lineage: Eukaryota; Viridiplantae; Streptophyta; Magnoliopsida; Fagales; Betulaceae. The record is from RefSeq and is a predicted model, not a curated record. Gene Ontology annotation, molecular function: hydrolase activity, hydrolyzing O-glycosyl compounds. Gene Ontology annotation, biological process: carbohydrate metabolic process.